This is a messenger RNA of Fusarium verticillioides 7600, 144 nucleotides long. RefSeq lists its product as hypothetical. Bases 1 to 144 code for a protein of 47 amino acids. The transcript has a single exon. The record is from RefSeq and is a predicted model, not a curated record. Lineage: Eukaryota; Fungi; Ascomycota; Sordariomycetes; Hypocreales; Nectriaceae.
AUGAUGAAGUUUUAUGUUUUGAAGAUGUGCGGGCUGAUUGAUCGGGGCUAUCGGAAAGAGCCACAACUCCUGGUUUGGCGAAUCCCUAUGGGAUGUGACGAUGGAAUCAUGGAUGGGGCAUCAGAUAUUGUAAGCCCUGGUUGA